This is a messenger RNA of Ochlerotatus camptorhynchus, 991 nucleotides long. It is a transcript of the gene Prosbeta5, whose product is annotated as Proteasome beta5 subunit. The coding region runs from base 90 to 938 and encodes 282 amino acids. Gene Ontology annotation, molecular function: threonine-type endopeptidase activity. NCBI's taxonomy places the organism in Eukaryota, Metazoa, Arthropoda, Insecta, Diptera, Culicidae. Gene Ontology annotation, cellular component: proteasome core complex. The record is from RefSeq and is a predicted model, not a curated record. The transcript has 3 exons.
GACGCUGUCAAAAAAGCUUUUUGUUUGUCAUCAUUGUGCUGGUAGAUUUUCGAUAGUUUCGACGGUUUUUCAUAAAAUUUCCCGGAAAAAUGGCUCUAGCCGAUGUGUGCGGACUUCCCAGUGGAGGCCUAUUGUCCGGUGCCUCCAUGGGUCACCAAUUUUUCCAGCGAGAUAUCGCUCUCAACAGCCAAAACCUACACGACAGUUUCUCGCUUGCAGUUCCACCGUUCCAAGAUCCGGCCCAAAAUUUGGCCAAACUACAAGCCCAUGGCGAAUCCAGUGGAAUCAAGAUGGAGUUCGAUCACGGCACCACAACACUCGGUUUCCGUUUCCAGGGUGGUGUUAUCCUGGCCGUGGAUUCCCGUGCUACCGGCGGUCAGUUUAUUGGCUCACAGACGAUGAAGAAGAUUGUGGAGAUCAAUGAUUAUUUGCUGGGUACGCUGGCCGGAGGUGCCGCUGAUUGUGUGUACUGGGAUCGGGUGCUGGCAAAAGAGUGCCGUAUCUAUGAGCUGAGAAACAAGGAAAGAAUUUCGGUAGCGGCAGCUAGUAAAAUCAUGUCCAACAUUGUCUACUACUACAAGGGAAUGGGAUUGAGCAUGGGAAUGAUGCUGGCUGGUUAUGAUAAGAGGGGCCCACAACUGUACUACAUCGAUUCCGAAGGAACGCGUACUCCGGGUAAGGUGUUCUCAGUCGGCAGUGGUUCCAUCUACGCGUACGGUGUACUAGACUCCGGCUACCGAUGGGAAUUAACCGACGAGGAAGCCCAAGAUCUGGGUCGACGUGCGAUUUAUCAUGCUACUCAUCGUGAUGCCUAUUCUGGCGGCAUCGUGCGAGUGUAUCACAUCAAGCCGACCGGAUGGGUUAACAUUUCCAACCAGGACUGUAUGGAUCUGCACUUCAAGUAUCAGGAUGAGAAGCAGCAGAAGUUUGGCUCAUAAAUAGGUUUGCAUUAUUCGAUAACGUACACAUACUGCUAAUAAUUGGUAUUGUA